This is a messenger RNA of Passer montanus (Eurasian tree sparrow), 391 nucleotides long. Its product is annotated as phospholipase A and acyltransferase 1-like. Gene Ontology annotation, molecular function: A2-type glycerophospholipase activity; glycerophospholipid phospholipase A1 activity. The transcript is spliced from 2 exons. Gene Ontology annotation, cellular component: cytoplasm. Gene Ontology annotation, biological process: N-acylphosphatidylethanolamine metabolic process. The record is from RefSeq and is a predicted model, not a curated record. NCBI's taxonomy places the organism in Eukaryota, Metazoa, Chordata, Aves, Passeriformes, Passeridae. The coding region runs from base 62 to 391 and encodes 109 amino acids.
GCUCUGCCCUGCGCUCAGCCAGCCCGGCGGAGCCCGCACGGCCCCACCCAAACACCCCGAGAUGGGACAGGACAAUUGCAAACCCCAGCCCGGGGACCUGAUCGUGAUUGAUCAGGAAUUUCACCAGCACUGGGCCCUCUACGUGGGGGAUGAAUAUGUCAUCCACCUGACAGACGAAAGACCCCCAUUCAUUUUCACUAGAAGCUCAUUACAUGCCACAAGAGCCAGGGUGAAGAAGCAGCUCCUGAGGGAAGUGGUGAAAAAUCAUAAAUGGCGUGUCAACAACAAGUAUGACCACUACUGCUAUCCUCGCCCCGAGCGGCUGAUCAUUCGGCGUGCUGAGCAAUUGGUUGGCAAGGAGGUGCCAUAUAAUAUGUUAAGCAAAAACUGA